Myxozyma melibiosi is the source of this 1952-nucleotide messenger RNA. RefSeq lists its product as uncharacterized. The record is from RefSeq and is a predicted model, not a curated record. Bases 166 to 1800 code for a protein of 544 amino acids. The transcript is spliced from 4 exons. Lineage: Eukaryota; Fungi; Ascomycota; Lipomycetes; Lipomycetales; Lipomycetaceae.
CCAUGACUAAGCGGAAUACCCUUCAAGCCGCACCACGCUUCUUCCAACUGAGAUGUCUUGACCGGACUACGAGCCAGAUAUCCCAGGCCUGCGUCCCCAUCUCGUCAGCUCUUCAACUCACAAGCCACGGCUAUUUGCUAGGGGUUACUUGAAAAUAGUUUUGUAAUGGCUACGCAGCAACAGCGACUUAGCUCGGAGAAUAGACGACGAGGCGUGUCGCCUGCUCCGGAGCGGGUUUCUCUCGGUCCUUUGGAAGUCCCGGCGCCGUCUUCUACAGAGUUUUCUGCGCAAGCGAAAUCGAUACAGACGCCGUCUGCGGAGGCGCCGCUGAGUCUGCAGGAGUACAUCGAGCCACGGAUAUUCAAGCAGCUUCCGUCAAUUUUCUCGGCCGUGCCUACAAUCACGUACGGCGACCUCGCGACAUUCUCAACCAUCUCCCUGAUCUCGCGGCCGACGCUGUUCACAAUUGCCUCGCUCACGCAAUCAAUGCUCAUCAAAGCGAUUCCCACAGACUACAACCGCAUUCUCCACCUCUGGGCAUUACGCAUCGCCUCUGUGUCAUUACUCGGCUUCCCCGCGAUAGCCGAGAGCGAAGCCCACGCGCUCAUCGAGCUCAACACGAACGAGAACUUUCGGACGAAAUCCGGCGCGUCGAUUAUCCCCUGGGGAUUGAGAGUGCUUGUGAUUAAAGUGCAGACGCAGCAGCAUCCGCAGGUCGGGGUUGUGAAGUACUAUGCGUUGGCGCGCGAGGCGAGGGUUGAGUGCUGGAAGCUUGCGAAUAAGAUUGCUGCGAGGAAGGGAGCAGGAGCAAAGGCGGAGAAGAAAGCUGCAGCUGACGACGACGGGGAAGAUAAACCGAGCGAGACCAGCACGAAAGAUGAGACCGAGGUCGCACCAGCAAAAGCUGUACUUACCGACGCCGACGACGACGACGAAAACGACGCAGAGACAACGCUCGAAGACCUAGAAUCCCAGUACUCAUCCUGGUGCGACCGCCUCUUACAAUGCGGCCUCUUCGUCUCCUCGAUGCUCUCGCGCAUGCGCGACUUUGGCGCCGCGUUCGACCAUAUCUCUGCCAUGCUAGAUUCGGCAAAGACCGAGCACGACCGCACGCGCGUGAUCCAGAUCAUGGCACUGCUCUGCGUCGAGGCCGGGGACGCGAGUCGCGCGAGCGAGUGGUUUGCGCAGUUGCCGAAUUUUACUGCGGAUCCGAUUCUCGAUACGCCGACGACGGAGAUCAAGAACGCUGUUGCUGAUGCGGUGCUUGACGAUAGUCUGCCGUCGGCAGCAGCAGCGACCCCUGCUAUCAACAUCGAACCCGCCGCCGCAAAGUCGCCUACCUCACCUACGUCCCGCCCCGCGCCAGCAGAACGAGACGCCUUGUUCGACAACAACCCGAGCUCCCCCACUACGCUUCCCUCCCCCGUUUUUUCCUCAAUCUCAACCUUCCCUUCUCCUGCCCCAACCCCCGCCACCGCAUCUUCUUCCGCAACUCAGCCACAAGACUCCUUAUCCUCCACCACGACAGCAACAUCGUCAUCGCCCUCGCCGGCGCAGUCAAUCACGUCCACGAUCGCCGCGCCCCGCGUCAAAUUGACAGAUCAGCCGUCGAGCCAAAUUGACAGUAGCAGCAAAUGCAACCUCGCAAUCGCAAACCUGUACGAUGGAAACAUCGACAUGGCGCGAAAUACGCUCUCGGAAUUGCUCUCUACAGGGUACAGAUUCACUGAUCUGGUCUACAACUUUUGCGUCUUUUGUAACCUCAAGACCGAAAUCGACCGCAUCGCUCAGUUUAAGUGAACGAACUGAUGAGAAAUGUAUUAACUACUUUGUUUGUUGCGUUUUGGGUCAGUUUUUUGGUUGCAUUCGUUUGGUUAGCAAUAGAAUUCUCUACACCUGGCGGAGGACCUCUUCCACACCUGAGUUGCGAUCUACACCUCUCACAGAGACAA